Meloidogyne enterolobii is the source of this 801-nucleotide messenger RNA. The record is from the annotation of a GenBank genome assembly. NCBI's taxonomy places the organism in Eukaryota, Metazoa, Nematoda, Chromadorea, Rhabditida, Meloidogynidae.
AGAAUUCUUGUUGAGCUGUUUUGUAGAACAUGGAAGGAUAUGAAUGCAAAGUUUGGAAUUUUUUAUAAAAAUAAUUUUUUUUUGUUUAUUUGGGAAUUAGUAUGGGAUGAAAUGUCUCUUUUUGUUUUUGAGAGUUUUUUUAGAUUUAAUUUUAUUUUUAUGGAUCCAAUAGGUUACCAAAAAUAAUUUUUCGAUUAGUAAUUAAUUGGUAUUCUACUCUAUUUAUUAAAAUACAUUGAAAAAUUUUAAUCUAAAUACAGUCUUUUUAAGACAAUUUUUGGGCGCUUAUUUUUUAGUGAAGAUUUCUAAUGGUUUUUUAAUUAAAAAAUUAUUUUUUUAAUAAAUAUAAGACUCCUUUGUUCCAUGUUAAUCCCCAAAAUCUAUCCAAAAAUGUCCUUUUUUAUCAAAAAAAUUUUUGAAAUUUAUUUAAAAAUUUUUUUUCAAAGAUUUGAUGAAAUUAACAAAGUCUACAAUGUCGUCCAAGACCAAUUUGAACGUUCACUUUUUGAAAAUCCGAAUUCAUUGGAACAAUUAGAAAUUGAAAUGCUUCGAAAACGAUUUUCUUAUUUCAACAUGCAAAAGAUUUGGAAACGUGAACAACGAGAACAAGAAGAAUUGGAAUUAAAUAGUGAAGAUAUUCAACCUCUAAGGGACCAUUUACGUCCAGAAAUUGAAAAUUUAGCUGUUCACCGAAGAAUUGCUUUGUUGAAAAAAGGAAUGAAUUUUCAGCGUGUUUUGCCUUUAAAAACAAUUAAAGAAUCAGACAAUUCUUUCUCUCCCUUCUUCUGUUUCUGUUCAUAG